Messenger RNA from Labrus bergylta (ballan wrasse), 2161 nucleotides. The record is from RefSeq and is a predicted model, not a curated record. NCBI's taxonomy places the organism in Eukaryota, Metazoa, Chordata, Actinopteri, Labriformes, Labridae.
GCGGCAAAAAGAAUCAAACUAAAAUGAACACAGGAGCGGACAUGGUUUCCAUCCUGACUACUUGGAAGUAGGUCUGUUGCUUUACACAACCUAUGACACUUGCAUAACACCAUCACCCCUGUCAGAUAGGCUAUCAAAUAUCUACAUCAGCACCCAGGGGUCUCUCUGUCAAGGUAUUCAGAGUCCUCACUUUUUGAUAAUGCUAAAAUGUAAAAAUUAUCCCCAUAAUAAAACAAAGAGCUUAACCAGAUACAUUGUUAUAGACUGAGUUGUUUCAGACCUAUAGGAGGAGGACAGGAAGAAAGAGUCAGGUUGUAAAGGAGGAGGACAGAAAAGGAGGAAGCUCGCAGAAACAACAUGUGCUGCUGGUGACGCAGAAGGAGGCAGGCGGGGCUAAGCUGUGUAUAAGAGCUGAUGCUGAGUCCUCUCAGCGGCUACUAUCACCGGUUUCCUUGGAUCUGCUGCUGUACUAUCCUAACUACUGACACCACAAUGAAGAUAAAGAUUCCAGUGCUGUUCAACGCUGUUCUUUUUGUGGUCACGCUACCAUUUGCAGAGGGGGAAACUAAAGAUGUGACAGUGAAGAGUGGUGACACAUUGAAGCUGAUGACUGAUCCCUCUCUUAAACUGCAAGGUGACUCCCUCAUCCUGUGGUACAUCCAGUUAAUUGGACAGAAAGAGGGUAAGACCAUCGCCAACUAUGAAAGUGGGACAUUGAAGCUUCCUCACCCAGAGUGGUCCAAAGAAAAACUCCAGCUGGAUGAGACAUUGGGGUCUAUUACUAUUGGGCCGCUCAGCGUCAAUGACAGCAAUAUUUUCCACGGAGAAAUCAUUGACAUAAACAGCACGGUGCACAGGUUCCACUAUAACGUCACUGUCGUGGAUGAUCCAAACCCAGUGACUGAAAAACUCCCAGAAAGCAGGAGUGAUCCCAACAACCAGAGGAGCCACAUAGUUGUUGCUGUACCAACUGGCUUUGCACUGCUGAUAGUUGUCGUCCUGAUGGUCAAGAUGAAGAAACAGAAAAUAAAGAAAGGAAAUACUCAGGAAGUCCUUGACAUUCCGCUUCAAGACAUUCAACCUUAAGGAGAAAGAGAUGAGAGAAGAUCCAGGAUGAAUUUGACCAAAAAGAUAAAUCUGUCAUCAAACUAUUGCAGAGGAAACACACUGUAGCUACAUUUCACACAUGUUGUUUUGUGCCUUAAAGGAAAUCAUCAGGUUUAAUCAGGAUAUCCUCUAUAAGGAUCCUGCUGUCUGCUCUCUCAGAAAGAAAAAGGGAAACUGAGUAAAUCAGCAGCAUAUAAAGGAUCGGUGUCACAGCUGGAAAGUAGUCCGGCACAAUAUGGCCUCGGCAAGCUCCAACCAAAGGGACUCAAAGAUUCCAGAGUUGAAUUUGUUUGUAAAAUGGUGUGUGUGGUCACCUUUGUAUCAUUGACCCUGAAGUUGCUGUUGUGUCUCUUCUCCUGUCCUUUUGCUCCUUUUGCUCCUUUCCUGCGUGUCAUUCCUUCACUCUCUCCCUGAUUUCUGACUAUCCACUGUUCUCUCAAAUAGAAGUAAGGUGUAGGUAUUUUUGUGUGAGUCACAGGCAGCACAAGAUGAUGAGCUUUCAUCUCCGCUCUACUUCCUAUCUAGAGCCGUGGCUAGACGGCUGAAGCAGGUGCAGUAAAGAGAAAGACUUUGGACCCUGAAGUGAAGUCUAUAUAAGGAGUGGUAUGUGGGGAGUGAAAUUAGCUUCAUUAUAAUCUUCGUGUUACAACUUAAAUUAUCCCAAAAUACAUUUGUGAUAUACUGGCACACUUUUUGCACAUUUGUAAAGACCGAGAAAUGACUCAGGGACGUGAAAUGACUCAGGGAUGUGAUGUUCUAGUUUGAAGUUUGUUUGUCCAAGUGAAGAUUGGACGUUGUGUACUUCACCCUGCUGUUGUCAGUAAAACUGUGAGAAUCUUUCACAUUAAACAAUAUCUUCUUUGUAAUACCAAUGAAUGUGAUCUCUACACCACUGUUGCUAUGAGUGAUUGUAUUUAUGUAGGAUGACUGUAAAGGAUUUUUAGUCAUCUCAAUUGAUUGCACUGAUGUUUUUCUUAAUGUAUUAUUUAUGUUUAGCUAAGCGCUCCUCAUUCAGUUAUGGGAGAUACAGAAAUAAAAAUGUGUUGAAAACAUC